AUGCCUCCUUCACAAUUAGCCAUCAAAACCAAUGCUUUGAAGAGAUUGAUCAAGGAGAAAUCACUCUACUCACAAGAAGUAGAAGAUCAAUCCAAAUACGUACAACAAUUGAAAGCAUCCAAUAGUGAUGAAUAUGAGUUGAAAAAACAAAUCGAAGUUUUGGAAGAAAGUAAAAGAAUGGUACCUCAAGUUGAUUCAAAGAUAGAAGCAAUGAAGAAAAGCUUGAAAGAUUUCUUGGAAUCAUACAAUGGAGAUGAAGAUGUCGCCACAGCUAAACUGUUGUUGGUAUAA
Yamadazyma jaroonii is the source of this 291-nucleotide messenger RNA. The record is from the annotation of a GenBank genome assembly. Lineage: Eukaryota; Fungi; Ascomycota; Pichiomycetes; Serinales; Debaryomycetaceae.